Messenger RNA from Volvox carteri f. nagariensis, 1164 nucleotides. RefSeq lists its product as uncharacterized. The transcript is spliced from 4 exons. NCBI's taxonomy places the organism in Eukaryota, Viridiplantae, Chlorophyta, Chlorophyceae, Chlamydomonadales, Volvocaceae. The record is from RefSeq and is a predicted model, not a curated record. The coding region runs from base 10 to 1164 and encodes 384 amino acids.
AAAGACGCCAUGAGCAACAGGCCUAGCGAGAGCGAGCUCGCAUGCCAGAAAAGCGAAAAGAUCUCACGUGUCGGAAUCAAUCGCAUGACAAGCGAGGACGCCUUUCGAUCAGCCAUGGAAGUUUCCCGAAAUUUUCCCUUUUUUGAGAGCAGCAUGUUUGACGCAAGUUCUGUCUUCGCCGACCGAGUUCGAAAAACAUAUGAUACUGCUGGUCUGAAGUUCCUUGUGGAGUUCCUUAGCGAGACCAUAGCUAUGUUCGACAAAACCGUUUUCCGUCCAUGCGAUCGGGACGAGCCCCCCUACCUCCUCCUCUACACAAUCCUGUCCAAACUGGCGCUGCUAAGUUUAUACCCAGGAUCACUGGUCAUCUUGCCAGCCGGCACUGAUGAUCCAUUUGCCGACGAGUCUGCACAUCUGGACGCGGAUCUGUUUGAAGAGACCUCAUCCGAUGAAGGAGAACAGGAGUGGGCGGAGGAAUACAGGAAAUCUGCGCCGUACGGUCGUCCGCAGCUUGUUGUCCUCCGUGCACCCCCGGAAAUGAGGGCAUCACGGAAUGUCAAUCUGGAGACAGCUAUGGAGAAAGGCUACAAGGCAGUGAUGCUGGUGGAGCCGGUUAAGCUUACACUCUUUAAAUACGACAUAUGGCAGCCCAUGGCAACAGCUAAAGAGCUGGCGAUCCUGAAUGGCAAGAAAGAUCCGGUGACGGUGCUGCUCACGAAUGCUGAAAAAUGGUAUUUCGCCUCUGUGCAGCUGGUUGGAGAGAUCAGCGAACAAGGACUUCCCCGGCCCACUCGGAACGAGUUCCGGGCAUGUGGUUACCGGUUCCGCCUCUUUGCAUGCAAAUACUUCUCCUGUCUCCUCCUGUAUCCAUUCAUCAUUGGCGGGAGUCCAAAGGCUACGGUUUUCGCCCGCAUACACAACGUGCUGUACCCUGGUGUAGACAUCUCCCAGGUCGCAGCUCAGGUGGAGCGGGGCAGUGAUGCACUUAGAACGCUGGCGGACGAGUGGGUGAAGGCCUGUAUGGUAGAUCUGGAUAGGAGUCAGAAGUUGAAGGACAUGGAGCGGGAGAUGAUGGCCUCAGAGCAAGAGACAAAGGACAUGGAAGAAGAGGAGGAGGCCCUCAAGAGGCAUCAGCUGCAGCAGCAGCAGCAGCAAGGCCAGUAA